CACAUGGUACAAGGCUGUUGUGAAUAGCCUUGUACCAUGUGACCUCUGUGAUCAUUCACAGAUUUCACAAGUAGUAAGCAGUGAUGUCAGGAAGUGACAUCUUGCUUACACCUAUUCAUGUGAUCACUGAUUGGCCAAUCAGUGAUCACAUGAUCGGGACCUCACACAGAGUCCAAAAUGGCGGGCGCCAUUUAUGAAUGCAACCCGCCCCUGCACUGCCACCGUCUGGUCGUUUAUAUACAAUGGCCAGACAGGAAGUGGUUAAAACACCCU
Molecule: messenger RNA, 273 nt
Organism: Staurois parvus
Lineage: Eukaryota; Metazoa; Chordata; Amphibia; Anura; Ranidae
Source: the annotation of a GenBank genome assembly